UAGAUAUCCUCAGGGAGAAGAAGAAGAGUAAGAAGCAUACCACAUACAGAUACGGCCUAUCUUAGGCAAGGGACGUCCUUAAGAACCCGGGGUUUGGACCAAUCGCUGACGAGGACCAGCAUGAUGACAUUUUGAACACCAUGUUGGCCUGGUACAAACAGGAGACAAAGGUUGCUAGUGAUGAGUUCCCUGACUGGAACUACGUCCUGGAUGUUUGGAUCCCAGAGGCCAUAGUGUAUGCCAUAAUAAGGUUGAAGAAGUACACUCGUAAGAAGGCGUGGCAGCGGUUUGAGAAAGGAGUGUACAUAACAAAGAAAGAGAGAGCGGAGGUCUACAAGUCGAGAGUACUGGAGAGCGCUAAAAGGAUAUCACCCGAGGACGUACAGAGGUACAAGGAGAAUCUAAAGGACAGGAUGAACGUCAUCUGUCAACGGAGUGGACUCCAGAAUAUCAUAUUGUGAUUACGAUUUACAGGACAGAAUGAAUGUUAUCUGUUAAAGGAGUGGACUUCAGAAUAUCAUAUUAUGAUUACGAUUUACAGGGCAGGAUGAAAGGCGCGGACUUCAGAAUAUCAUAUUAUGAUUACGAUUUACAGGGCAGGAUGAAAGGCGCGGACUUCAGAAUAUUAUAUUAUGAUUACGAUUUACAGGGCAGGAUGAAAGGCGCGGACUUCAGAAUAUCAUAUUGUGAUUACGAUUUACAGGACACGAUGAAAGGCGCGGACUUCAGAAUAUCAUAUUAUGAUUAUGAUUUACAGGACAUGAUGAAUGUUAUCUGUUAAAGGCGCGGACUUCAGAAUAUCAUAUUGUGAUUACGAUUUACAGGACAUGAUGAAAGGCGCGGACUUCAGAAUAUCAUAUUAUGAUUAUGAUUUACAGGACAUGAUGAAUGUUAUCUGUUAAAGGCGCGGACUUCAGAAUAUCAUAUUGUGAUUACGAUUUACAGGACAUGAUGAAAGGCGCGGACUUCAGAAUA
This is a messenger RNA of Saccostrea cuccullata (small rock oyster), 975 nucleotides long. RefSeq lists its product as uncharacterized. The transcript is spliced from 3 exons. The record is from RefSeq and is a predicted model, not a curated record. Lineage: Eukaryota; Metazoa; Mollusca; Bivalvia; Ostreida; Ostreidae. Bases 141 to 461 code for a protein of 106 amino acids.